Echinops telfairi (small Madagascar hedgehog) is the source of this 3516-nucleotide messenger RNA. It is a transcript of the gene GDAP1L1, whose product is annotated as ganglioside induced differentiation associated protein 1 like 1. Bases 1499 to 2437 code for a protein of 312 amino acids. The transcript is spliced from 6 exons. Lineage: Eukaryota; Metazoa; Chordata; Mammalia; Afrosoricida; Tenrecidae. The record is from RefSeq and is a predicted model, not a curated record.
GCGACCCCUGUGAAAGGGUCAUUCUACCCCCAAAGAGUCGUGACCCACAGGUUGAGAACCGCUGCUCUAGCUAUAGGCAGCACCCAUGAGCUCAUACACACGCAUACUCACACUCACACUGAUGCACACACUAGUGCAUACACAUGCACUCAUGCACAGCCCCACCUGAUACUUGAAUACUCACAAUUAUGUCCACAUUCACCCAGGCACACCUACCUUACGCCCAUGCACUUGCAUGAACCCACAGACACACCUGCUCUCACAGGGUCGCCACUCACCCUGGUGGCCCACGUGGACUGGACAACACAUGUGCACACAGCCAGACCCAGACAGGCUGCCCCCAGCGAUUCCCCCAGCAGGAGUUGCUCCUCUCCCAGACUGCCAGCGGGUCCUUCCCACUCCCCCGGAGUCGGGUGGGAGUGUUGGGGUGGGAGUGGAACACCAGUCAGGGGGAGCUGCAGCGGGCACUCUGGACACAGAGUCCUGCCCCCUCACUUUACUGGUGGGAAAACACGGGCCCAGAAAGAAGCCGAGAUGGCUCCAAUGCCCCACAGCCCUGGGGUAGUUGAGGCAGGGUGAGGACCUUAGGUCCCGGAGCACCCCCUGCAGCCCCUGCUUUGGGAAAUGGAGCAGAAGAUUGUGAAUGCAGCCUGGGAGUUCAGGAGGCAAUCGGCUGUCACCUCCUCCAAAGGGAAAGGGAAGCUAGCUUCGUCCACGCUAAAGCUGGGGGUAGAGCCCAAACGAUUGCUGGGCUUUCUAACAAUGGACUAGGGCAGGACUUGUGGCCUCUCCUUCCUUCACCAGGGGAAAGAGAGAGAACCAAGUUCAACAGCCCCAGGCUGCCGCCUAUGAGGCAAAGGCCAGACAGACUUCCCUCCACUCUCCAACCUUCUCAUCAGCCUCACACCCACCCGGCUCCCACAGCGGGCAGCACUCUCCGCUUCCCUGCCGGCUCGAUAGCUCCUUCAGGGACCACACGGAACUCCCAUUUGAGCAUGGGGAGUUACAAGUCAGAAUCCAGGAGCUCCCUCUUUGACAGGACAGCUAGGAAGCUGUGCCUGCAGGCAGGCCCCUCCCUUAGUCCCUGGGCCCCUUAGAGCUGGCCUCUGUCCUGCUGGGCAAGGCAUACAUAGCUCUUAGCUUAGCUCCACUGCUAAGGACCCAGAGGCACCCCAUUCUUCUGGGAAGCCUCCUGCCCAGGGGUGCUUAGCUGACUCACUUCAGGUCGGCACCCCAGCGGUCAUCAGCUGCGUCCAGCAGUUGGCAAGGCAACUGGACGGGACAGGGCUUUGGGGCCGUCAAGACAUGGAUGGAUGUUGACUAAUAUCUUUGUGCAUCUUGCUUCCCCCCAAUACGAGUCAUUUGAGACCCUGAACUAUCGAUGAUGGUGACGAUAGAAAUGUCUGGAUUUCCUAGUCAGGUCUGCCUCAGGGAGCUGCACUGAGCGGCCUAUCCUGGUCCUGGUCAUGAGCUGAGGGGCAGCCGGGUGUUAAGGAAGAUGAGGCGCAGAGAGGUCCGGCUGGUGAUCGCGGAGAAGGGCCUGGCCUGUGAGGAGCGCGACGUGAGCCUGCCACAGAGUGAGCACCAGGAGCCCUGGUUCAUGCGGCUUAACCUGGGCGAGGAGGUGCCUGUCAUCAUCCAUCGAGACAGCAUCGUCAGCGACUACGGCCAGAUCAUCGACUACCUGGAACGCACCUUCACCGGAGAGCACGUGGUGGCCUUGGUGCCCGAGGUGGGCAGCCCCCAGCACGCACGGGUGCUGCAGUACCGGGAGCUGCUGGACGCACUGCCCAUGGACGCCUACACCCACGGCUGCAUCCUGCACCCCGAGCUCACCACGGACUCCAUGAUCCCCAAGUACGCCACUGCAGAGAUCCGCAGACAUUUAGCUAACGCCACCACGGACCUCAUGAAAUUAGACCAUGAAGAGGAGCCGCAGCUCUCUGAGCCCUACCUUUCAAAACAGAAGAAGCUCAUGGCCAAGAUCCUAGAGCAUGACGAUGUGAACUACCUGAAAAAGAUCCUCGGGGAGCUGGCCAUGGUGCUGGACCAGAUCGAGGCUGAGCUGGAGAAGCGAAAGCUGGAGAAUGAGGGGCAGAAAUGCGAGCUGUGGCUCUGCGGCUGUGCCUUCACCCUCGCGGACGUCCUCCUGGGGGCCACCCUGCACCGCCUCAAGUUCCUGGGACUAUCCAAGAAAUACUGGGAAGACGGCAGCCGGCCCAACCUGCAGUCCUUCUUUGAGAAGGUCCAGAGACGCUUUGCCUUCCGGAAAGUGCUGGGCGACAUCCACACCACCCUGCUCUCCGCCGUCAUCCCCAACGCUUUCCGGCUGGUCAAACGGAAACCCCCCUCUUUCUUCGGGGCGUCCUUCCUCAUGGGCUCCCUGGGUGGGAUGGGCUACUUUGCCUACUGGUACCUCAAGAAAAAAUACAUCUAGAGCCGGGCCUGGGGCCUGGUGUGUGACUGCCGGUGUCUGUGCUGUGUGAUCCCCGAGUUCUCAGUAACAACGUUUUGCCCACACGUGGACAGCCCCCCACUCCCCCCGCCCCUUGUUCUGAGUAAUUUUAGCGUCAGCGUGAACACAUUCCAUAGUUUAGAAGUAGACGUUGCCAGUGCCGUGCGUGGAGGCCACGGCGCUGCUAAAGAAGAGGAGACACACAGAGCUCGAUGCCUUUCCUUUUGAUUCAAGGUGUCCAGAUGGAACGGUGGGGACUGGUUAGGGUCUGAGGUGAGCCCCCGGCUGUCUCACCCGCCCAGGCCCUAGACUCUGGGAGGGGCUGGGGGCUGAGAAGGCCUGACCCUACGCCUCCCCUGCCCUCUUGCCCGGGCACUCUUCCACAGGACAAAGCCAACAAGACUCCACUCUUCUAACCAGCACCUCCGGCUGGGGCUGCAAACCUAGAGACCCUGUGGGCACCCCCUGAAGACCAGAAGGAGCGUCACUUCUCCCUUGGACCUGGACUGAGACAGCACUGUAGCGAGCCAAGGAAGUGGCACCCCCAAACUGGGCCGUGGUUGGGGCUGACACCAUUAGCCCUUCUCACCCCGCUCUUGUUUCCUGGGGUGGGGUGGGGGGUGGUUUGACACAGACCGAUCCCGAAGGCAGUACCCAUCAUCGCCUACCCGGGGCUUAGUGUUCCCACCUCGGGAGAUGGGACUUCCACUUAAAGCCAUGUAUGUUGGCCUUUUCCCAGAAGGUCAGCCCCGGCCCAAGUGCAGGCAUGGGCCCAGAGGUAGAAGAGCCUCAGACCCCUGUCCCAACCUCGGCCAAAGCCAUCUCCUUUCAAAACCCACCUUUCUCACCACUCACGGGGCUCCCCCCCGAGCCCCACCAGACCACGUUAGGAGGGGGUCUCGGUAUUCACCUUGCCCACCUGGGUCAUGUCUCACUUUCCUGUGCCUUUUGCAUGUUGAGAAAGGGUCUAGGGGGUAGGCACUGCCGCUCACUGCUUAGAAACAAACCACUGAACGCCCCAAUAAAGCAUCCGGGGGGAGCAGUCGCUUUUCAUUUCUAAA